Molecule: messenger RNA, 2777 nt
Organism: Triplophysa dalaica
Lineage: Eukaryota; Metazoa; Chordata; Actinopteri; Cypriniformes; Nemacheilidae
Gene: vaspb
Product: vasodilator stimulated phosphoprotein b
Exons: 14
Coding region: 454-1704 (416 amino acids)
Biological process (GO): positive regulation of actin filament polymerization; neural tube closure; actin cytoskeleton organization
Molecular function (GO): SH3 domain binding; profilin binding
Source: RefSeq, a predicted model, not a curated record
AAGAUUUUCCUCAUAGUUGAGGUGCAGGUUGGGCUGCGGUCACGAAUGAACGCUUACAGACCGGCGAAUCACAGUGUGUGAAAACUGAGCUGCUUCGAUACUUUACAAACAGUCGAGCGUAUGGAGACGACGUCGACAUGAAGCAGGAUAUGUGUGGACUUUACUGGGAUUUUUAGAAAGACACGAGUCCUGCAGGAUACUGAUUAGAGUUGACACCAGCCCAGCUCCAGUAGCAACUCUCUCCACACUUCACCUCCAACCCCCUCCUUCACUCCUAAACCAGGAAAUCAACGUGCUGUGGCGCUUAUCCGUCUUCCCAUAGAUUAAACAAAACACCACAGCCCGGAGUGGCUUUAUCGAUGAAUAUCUCGUCGAUAUCGUCGUUUUUCCUACUGUCGUUGCCUUCGGAAGUUCGGCUUUACAACUGAAACGGAUCCGCACUGUCUGCGAACAAUGAGUGAAUCAAGUAUCUGCCAGGCACGGGCCACCGUGAUGAUCUAUGAUGAUGCCAAUAAGAAGUGGGUCCCGGCUGGCACGGGCGCCCAGGCUUUCAGCAGGGUUCAAAUAUACCACAACCCAAGCAAUAAGGCCUUCAGAGUGGUGGGACGCAAGAUGCAAACUGACCAGCAGGUGGUGAUAAAUUGUCCAAUCGUAAAGGGGUUAAAAUAUAAUCAGGCCACGCCCAACUUUCACCAGUGGCGGGAUGCUCGCCAGGUUUGGGGUCUGAAUUUUGGCAGCAAAGAAGAUGCAACAUUGUUUGCCACCGGCAUGUUGCAUGCGCUUGAGGUCAUCAGCACCAUACCUGACCCAGGAUACCCCAUGCGACCCCUGUCAAACGGACCGUCUCCUGAAGAAGUGGAGCAACAGAGAAGAUUGGAACAGCAAGAGAGAGAGAGACAAGAGAGAGAACGACAGGAAAGAGAACGACAAGCAGCCUCAGUAAUCAUUCCUCCAGCACCACCUCUGGCCCCUGAAGGUCCUCCAGCUCCCCCUGGGCCUCCACCUCCCCCUGGACCUCCUCCAUCUGGACCUCCCCCACCACCUGGGCCUCCCCCCUCAGGAGGAGGAGCUCCCCCACCGCCUGCUCCUCCAUUGCCCUCUGCUGGAGGUGGUGAAGGUGGUGGUCGAGGACCAGAAGGCGGUGGUCUUGCAGCCGCCCUGGCUGGAGCCAAACUCCGCAAAGUGCCCAAGGAUGAUGCUGGCAGUGCAGGUGGAGGUUCUUGUGGUGGUGGCAGCAGCAGCAGUGGUGCAGGCAGCGUUCCACCAGCUCCUAAAGCAGACAGCAGUCGCAGCAGUGUGUCUAUGCCCAGUGGAGGAGGUGGCCUGAUGGGCGAGAUGAGCGCUAUACUGGCACGACGGAGAAAAGCAGCAGAUAAAGGAGAGAAGCCGCCUCCUAAAGCAGAAGAGCCCAAUAAUGAUGAUUCUGACACCCAAGGCCCCGGAGAAUUUAAGAGACCUUGGGAAAAAUCUGCCACCAUGCCCAGGACCAAUUCAGCACCCAGAGGUCUGGAUUCACCCUCAUUCUCAUCUCUCAGGAUGAAACCUGUUAGCCAAUUAGUAGAGGCCGAGAGUGCAGAAGGAGAGUCAGAAAUGGAACGACUUAAGCAGGAACUGCUAGAGGAGGUGAGAAAAGAACUUCAGAAGGUUAAAAAUGAAAUCAUCGGAGCCUUUAUUCAGGAGUUACAGAAACGAGGGUCUACAUAGUCCUCUGAAAUUAAUGGAAUCAGCUCCUGAGUAGCCCAGGGAUAUACAUACAUACAUACUACAUACACACGUACACAUGUGCCCCUAAUCAUUACCAUUCAACCCAAGAUAAGAUUUAUUGUAACUAGCUUUAUCUCUCCCAUCGUUUUGUCUUUCAUAUUCAACCCUUUAUCCUUUCUCUCUUCAUUAAGUCUUAAAUCACAUCACACACAUCUCUCUUCAACACACAUACACACACACUUUUUUCUUGUAGUAAUCCACAGCCAAAACAUUCUCACAGUAAACUCUGUAAUUGGCUCAAGUUAUAUGUAUUCAGGGAAUAUUAUCAUAUCACUUAUCCCAGUAACUGUAAUAGCCAUAUGCAGAUCCCUGUAUGACCGACAUCCCUGUAUGAUCAGCAGCGACAAAAAUACACGUGCAUCACACAAACAUCAAUCCAUCCAACACACUUUCUGUGACCAGACCACCAUCUCAAGUCCCACUCUUGCGCUUUGAAUUGGGAUUUUAAUAUCUGUCCUGAUUAAGCGCAUGUUCCUCAUUUCUAAGAAAAAAACAAUUUUUCUUAUUCAUUUGAAGGUCUGAGCUUUGUGUUGUGUGUAUGGGUGUCUUUUAUUCACAUCAUCUUGUACGUGGUCUCCUGACCACCUCUUUCUGGUGGUCCUAAAAACUUUCUCAUAAUUUCUGCCAUCAUUUGAGAUAUGUUUUUAAACCUUGUGUUGCGAAAGAAAUGUAACAAUGGCCAUGAUCACUUUUGUUAUUUGGCCAUGCCAAACUGCCUUGGAAAAUGCAUAUAAAUAAAAUAUAUAUAAGAUAUAUAUUUGUUUUGAGGGAAAAUGAUAGAAAGCUUGAGAUAAUGUUUCUAUUUUAAUUGAAAUGAUUGGUGAAUGGGGAUUUAUUGUGAUUAUAAUGUUUUCCUUUCAGAGAUUAUAAUUAUUAUUUCGGGGGUUGUGUUAUCGUUUUUUGUUUGUUUUUCUAUAGAGUAUAGGCUUUUUACACUGAAAUAUAAAGAAAAAUGCGUAGAGACACUGGAUUAGAUGCCUUUAUAGUCAAAUACAGCUGCUUCCUCUACUGCA